AUGCUGUCCAAUUCACCAACAAAACCUCACGCUGGGCAGAGGCAACACCACCGCCGCCAGAACUCGACACCCUCUGCCCCUUUCGACACCGUGAAGGUCCCGACCCUGCAGAGUGCCGCCCAACGUAGAGCAGCCGGCCACCGCCGUGGCAUGAGCCUCGACAUUAGGAGACAACAUGCGGCACCAGCUAACAUCAGACAGGAUUACGUGCAGCAACGCAUUCAAGCACGCCCGGGCCCCCAGCACAACCUCUACUCUCACCCCCAACUACCUCACAGCAGCAGUGACAGCUAUCUGGUGUCUCCCCAUGGCACCCCCCAUGCUCAAAGAUUCGAUCCAUCAUGCCUCGACCCUGGAUCAAUUCCAUUUGACCCCUACGGUGAGCAUAUGCAGACAUUCAUGCAGAACCAAGCUAGCUUUGGCCAAAACAUGAAUGUAUCGAAAGACUUUGAGCUCUUUACCACAGAUAGUGCUCUCUCUACACCCACAUUUAUGAACUUCGCAGAGAGUCCUUCCGCACCCGGUUGGAUCUCCGAGGGCGAGACCUCAAGUACAAGAAGGUCCUCUCGAAGAAUCAGCAACGGCAUCAUGGACCGUGUCUCCAAGUUCGAGAAUCUGGGUUUGGACAACGUACCAAGACCAAUCACACCCCCACAUGCAGACGCAAAUAACUAUUUCCCCCCAACCCCUACAGAUACUCCACAUGACCGUAUGUGCAAGCAGGAGCCUGUGCCCAACCGGUUCACUGAAGGUUAUGAUGAGUCUUUGGAAGAGACCAUCAAGCCAGUCAGGGCUCGUUCCAACCUUGGAACGCAGUCCAUCUUCCAAGAUAUGCGACAAGAAGCAGAGACGCAAUCUGAACAGCCAAGCUCUGCCAGGUCCGCGUCAUUUCCAGUCUCUCAGAUGCAGGGCCCCAUCUACCCGGCCAAUGAAUUCAGCGAGGAAGAGUUCCUGAAUAUGCAAGCUUCCUUUGAUGGACUCGUCUCCGGUGCCAUUAUUGGUGGGCCACCAUCCGUCCACAGCUCCACGCCCAGCACUCCCCACAGAGCCCAGUUCUCAGCUUCUUUUGACAGUGCUCAACUCAGCUCCCUUCAAAGCACUCCCCAUUCAGCUGCCCCUUCCCAGUCGCCAGUCCACCGUAGUUCGCACCAUCGACGAACUGAGUCUCUUGCAAGCAUUGCCAGCGCUGCUAGCAUCGCAAGCAUCAACAUUGAAGAGACCAAGACCGAGACUGGAGUGACGGUUGAUGACAUUGCUCAGUUCAUCUGUGGACCCGAUUUAAAUGACGGCAAAUGGACCUGCGUUUAUGAGGGCUGUGGCAAGAAGUUCGGCCGCAAGGAGAACAUCAAGUCUCACGUUCAGACUCAUCUGAACGAUCGCCAGUAUCAGUGCCCUACAUGCAAGAAAUGCUUCGUUCGCCAGCACGAUUUAAAGCGCCAUGCCAAGAUCCAUACUGGAAUCAAGCCAUACCCCUGCGAGUGUGGAAACAGCUUUGCUAGACACGACGCCUUGACCAGGCACAGGCAGCGCGGCAUGUGCAUCGGUGCUUUUGAUGGUAUUGUCAGGAAGGUGGUAAAGCGCGGUCGACCCAAGAAGAAUCGUCCGGACAUGGAAGAAAGGACCACCAAGUCGGCGAGGCAAAGAAGGAAGAACCUGUCUGUGAGCUCUGUCUCCUCACAAUCGGGAUAUACGGACAGCUCAGCAGCCAAUUCUCCGGACAAUGAUCUGGAUAUGCUUGAUGAUAUGCUCGACCUGGGCCUCGACUCACAGCCUCAACAAAUGGCCUCAAGCUCAUCAGCACUCAUGCCUUCGGUGACAAGCCAAAUACCCAACGACGUGAUGCCGUCUCCUUCUGUUGACACGCCUCACUCCUACGUCUCACCCGAAGCCAUCAUGGAAAAGAUCCAUUCCCGCCCAGUAUCACCAUCCAAGAGCGUUGCCAGCACCUACAACACUCCUCCUGAGCUCUCGCAGUCAUCGUCACCUCCUCCUGCACGUUUGUGCGACUUCGAAGCCAACACAUCAUGCGGCCCUGAUGACGUUGCUACCUUGACGGCAAGCAGCAGUAUUUUGAGCUCAGCAAGCCUCGAUGGCACGAUUCCCCUUCCGUUUGGCGACCAAGAUUCAAACCUUCUUUUGUCGUUUAGCCACGAUGAAGGAAUUGUCCCUCUGGACCGGGAUCCCAAUAUGAUGAUGCUCAGCAAGUUUGACGACGAGUUUGGCAGCACGAGCGAUAUGUUUGUUGACAACGACGACCUUUUCUUCGGCACCUCAUGA
This is a messenger RNA of Clonostachys solani, 2277 nucleotides long. The record is from the annotation of a GenBank genome assembly. NCBI's taxonomy places the organism in Eukaryota, Fungi, Ascomycota, Sordariomycetes, Hypocreales, Bionectriaceae.